This is a messenger RNA of Brassica rapa (field mustard), 7366 nucleotides long. RefSeq names its product L-ascorbate oxidase homolog. Gene Ontology annotation, molecular function: copper ion binding; oxidoreductase activity. The record is from RefSeq and is a predicted model, not a curated record. Lineage: Eukaryota; Viridiplantae; Streptophyta; Magnoliopsida; Brassicales; Brassicaceae.
UGCAGUAAAACAACACAAUAUGUCAUAUUCAUAAAUUUGACAAACGGUUAUCACAAACCGAAUUAUAAUGUGAACAAUGUGGUUAACCGUUAAACAUACCGAAUAGAAAUUGGUUUACUAUUUAAUACAGAUGUAUGCAAGAAAGGUAAGAAUAAAUAUAGCCUAAUACUAUGUAUUCAUCCCGUUAAUACAGUGUAAGCCGUCAUCUUUUAUUUUAGGAAAACAUAUAUAUAGUAUUAACUAUAUCAAAUACUUCAACUGAACGAUAAUCUUUAUAUAUGGCAAUGAUAUUAGGGUGAUUCCUAAAUAUUUCAUACCUUUACAAUGCUUUGAAGUCAAGAACGAAUGUAUGACUAGGAUUAAUUUGUAAUGCUUUAUGAAAAUAUUAAUUGUUUGAAUGAUUGACAAGCUAAAUAUAUGCCAAUAAGUGGCAAAUCUUAGGCAUAUAUUUUCGGAGUAUGUUCUUCAACCUAUAUAAGCCAAGGUUAGAACCCAAAAAUUGUGGGAGAACCUAAUUCACUUGAUAGACUGUCGGAAGAGAUGAUGGUUGAUGUCGAUGAAGAAGCAACAACAAGGAAACAAAAAUUGUUAAUAGAAGAAUCGUCUGGGUAAGAUUUGGUUAGAAGAUUCUGGGAACGUCAAACAUGUUGAAUUUUUACGUUGUAAACCCUAAUCCAUUUUUCUUAAUUAGAUAGAAAAGAUGAGUAGUUUUAUUUUGUUUUGCUUGCUGAUAGAUUAGAACUAAGAAAUUGGAUAUUUUUUUCGUUCUCAAUUGUUUAGGACAAUAACAUGUCGUUAACGAUAAACCCAUCAACAAUUAUUAGGCCUAUAAAGAUUAAACAACAAAUCUGGUCCAUGUCAAAUAAAUCAUGUCCAAAUAUUCUUUCCGUCUCAGUAAGGCCAUGUAAAUUGAAUAAUCCAACAUAUUGUGAAUAUUUAAAAACUAUUACGUUUGAGAUUUUACAUUACAUAUUGGUUCAAUUUUUCAAUAUUACAAGAUGUAUUCAUAUGGUUUUACGUUACACAACUCUAAAAAUAUUUGAAUAUUACUAACUAAUAAGCAAUCCAAUUUAUACACAUUAUAUUCAAAAUUUUACAAUUUAUUAUUGAUACCAUAUCCUCACCCUGCGAUACGCGAAAUGUGUUGAUAGUCGAUUUUUGAUUAUAAGUUUCAAUGUUUUUGUUUGGAAUGGAAGCAUUGUAUUUUCCAAAAUGUUUGGAAAAUUGGUGAAUAUCGAGUUUAUGCAAUUGUUUAAAAACAAAAAGAGUAGCUAAGUAAUCAUACAUAAUGUAAGAAAGAGACCAAGUCUUUUGAAGAUCAGAAGCUGCGUUGUGGACCAUAAAAAACUAUAGCCUGAAAUUGGUUAAGAAUAAGUUAACUAACUUAAAUUUAAGUAAAUACCAAGCUAUGGUUACUUAUAUAAAAAGAUUCAUACAUAGCAUAGCUGGGUAAAAACCCUGUGUAAGUCCUUCUUUAUUUGAUUGUACCCUUGUCUGGUCGAUAUGUUGGGCAUUGUAAAUCUAUGAAUAUAAUAUUUUAUCAGAAGACUUUGAAAAAUGGUGGAAGUGAAAACUACUAAUUUUAAUUUAAAAAUACCUUUGUGGGGAGGAAGGCCUUUGAAUAUUUCUUUGUAGACUAUGUUUUUCACUUUCAGCUGAUGGGAAUCUUCGCUUUUGAUGUUCGUUAAUCCUGCUCUACUUGUGACACGUGAUAGGGCCAAUUAAGUUGACCAUGAGCGAAGACCGGUUUAGGCAGAUAUAAGAUGACCUCUUUUAAACUUUGGCAUUGGCUUUUGUUGAUUGUCAUUGCAUAACACAAUCUGAUAGGGAAUUACGGCCGACGUAAUGUGAACGGUAGCUUUGUUUCAUCAUACAAAAGAACAAUCCUUGGGAUCAAUACUUCCUCUCCAAUGUGUGAGCCAAUGAUAAUUUCGGCCUUGAGCACGCAGUCGCCAAUGUGGGUUAGGAUCAUACGGGUACCAUUGCAUAAUCUUUUUUAUUUAUGUUUCGCAGAAGCAUAACUGGAGCACCAACUUUCAGAGUUAUUUUGUGCGAAGGCAACCCUGAGAAUUCCAAUGAAUUGAGAUACUCAACGGGUAUAAUGUAUCAUUUUGAUCUGAUUUAGUGUACGAUAUCUCAAAGCUGUCUGAGCUGAAGUAAUCUCUUGACACCCCGUCGGUCUGUGAGAAGGUAUAAGCAUUGAUUUCAUCGACGGUUUCAUUACGGGGUGUGAGUAUAACUUUAUCAAUGUAGAAGGUCUGGGAAUUUAUUAGUUUGUUGACUUCUCCAUAUACGGCAUCAACAACUUUUUUUAAUGGGUUAACAUAACUCUGAUGAAUCAAUGAUUUAUGGACAGUUAUCAUUUGUUUAUGGUAGUCUUCACACUCAUAUCGCUAUUCUAAUUGUGGAUGACCUUCCCCAACCUGAAGGAGCCAAUCGGAGAACUCGUUUUGACUCUCAUAUUUGUUUUUAAAGAGAAUUUGUGGCAGUUAUCUCAUAGGUAUGAGUGAUUUAUUGAAGGUAAGACAGUAUUAGCUCUGUUACCUUGUGGAAUCACAUGUAGCAUCUGUCCAAAAUUAGAUAAGUCUUGAGAGUGCAUGUAAAUAAUCCAACAAAAGAAGAUAAAAUCCUAUUCUGAUACCGUAUAUACGACCGCCUUUUUAAUACCGAAGUAAACUAGGAAACAAGUAAUUAGGCUAUAUAUAUAAACAGUUGUUAGAAAAAAAGGCUAUAUAUAUAAACAACUUAGUUAGAUCGACUCUCACAAAUCAUAACAUUAAUCUACAACAAGCUUAACUUUUCGAACAUCAACAACAAGAAAACCUUAAAGCCCUGAUCAACUUUCUUUUCGACAAUGGCGAAUACUUGUAGAAUCAGCUUUGUCUGCAUCAUGGUCCUCUUGCUCUUCACUAGUCACUUAGCUCUUUCUUCUUCUGCACGGCUCCGAUUUAUAGAAGCUCAAGAUCUUGUUCACGGGAAGCAAAACAAUCUCUUGAAGCUUGAUGAGAUUGAGAAAGCUGAUAGGACACGUCUUGAUUACUUGUUUGGCGUGAUUGAUAAGGCCGAGACCAAUCGCGCUGAGGAGGUUGAUUGUCGCUCGCCUCUGUGUUGCUCCAAGCCUCUAUAUGUUCAAAGGUCUUAUAAAGCACGUGCUCAUAAUCUAUGAUGAGUUUGCUUGUACGAGGAAUAUGAAAGAGAACAAUACAUCUUCAUUGGUGGAGAUGAAGUAAGUGAAUCAAUAAUAGCAGAGGAAUUUGGAAGUUUAUUAUCUUUCUGUUUAGUUUUUUUUUUUUUCGUUUCUUGUUCAAUAAGUCAGGGUUUAGGGUUUCACACAUUGGAUAGAGUUUCAUUGAAAUUUGAUGAAUAAUAUGAGAAUUACUUGCCAUCUGUGUUACGUGUCAUGCACUUAAACAAUUAUAUUUGUUAUUUUUAUGAAAAGAUUGUAUCUUGAUUGAGGGCAGCGAAAUUUAUCCUAGAAUAUCCAAUGAAACAUAUUAAGGAUAUAAUAACAUAUAUUCAUGGUAUACUUGAUGCAAUUUAUUCCAUAAUCCUUCUGAUUUGUUUGAGACCUUUUAAAACAAGAGACCUGUUGAAAGUUUGAUAUCAAAACUUAGAACCAGAGAGGCAGUCUACUGACCUUCAAGGUAGACGAGUUAGGUGCAUGCCGAAGCAUUUUAACUGCAAGUGCCACUUGGCAUUCCAUGUUUUAUACUUAAAAUGUAAAUGCAGCUGCAGCACCUCCAUAAUCUCUCACAAUCCCCGAGGCCAAGAUUGACUUUGAACCUUAUUCCCAAUCUUGAUGAUAAUCUAGAAGAUGAUGAGAUUGGCUUACAUGGCCUGCCUAUGUGGGCUCAAAGAGUAACGUUUACAUUUACGUAUGAGGUACUAGUCGUGUAUCUACUCAACAUUUUUAUAUCAUAAGCUAUAAUUGGCACAAUGCUCAUCAUGGUAUGCAUUUAACAAUUUUCUUUUGUAAAUAUCCGAGUUGUGUUAUUGCUUGUCAUGCAUAAGACAAGCUUCACACUCACAUCCAUGGAAGUGCUUAUUGGAGAAUAAUCUCACAAUUGAACUUUUUAAGAACUUUCUCAGAGUAAUAAAAUUGUAUCAAAUAUAGUUUUUACUUGCAUGUAUGAUUCAAGUUUAUUCCACGCCAGCUCAACAUCUUGCGUCCACAUGGUCUCUCCAUUCCGCAUGCCUACUGGUUCACUUUGUGACACACACUGCCUCAACAACUACUUCAACGACUACGUCAAGACAUAAACCUUCAGUUUAUCUUUCUCCAUCUCAACAUGUCUUGCAUCCACAUUGUAACCCACCACUCUGCAUGCCUUAUGUAGUAACGACUAAUGCAUCCAGCAUCAGUAAUUUCGUCGCCUAAUUAAUCACGGAAGACUAUUGACAUCUACAAGUUCUACUUGCAUCUUCAACUAGAAUAUAAAAUAAAAUAUAAUUUCACUAUUUGAAAAAAAAAAUAAACAUAUAAAUAGUUAUACUAAUGUUUCCAAUUGUUUUCACAUUUUUUUAUAUAUAUUUUUAAAACUUCGUUUACUAUUUUUCCAUUAUAGGAGGGUAAAACAUGUUCAAAAUAUCCAAAAAUAUCAAAAGUCCUAAUAUGUUUAUUUUUCCAAUUCUCCGUUGAUUGUAAUCAUUUUAUUUUGUUCACCAUGGUGCACACGGGUACUCAUAAAAAAGAUGCGGCCCGGUACAAACAGUCUUUGUUUUUUUUGUCGACAUAUUGCAUGAGUAAUUACAGUAAACGAGAAAUGUAAUGAGUCGGUUAGCUUGGUUUACUAUUGGUUUAGAGUUAUACACGGCAUAUAAACAGUCCCAGCUCUUUUUUUGUAUACAUGUGCACUUUGCAUUUGCUUAGGGUCCAACCUCGCUCUUGAUUACAGAUCAUAUCUAUGGUAUAACAGUCAUAUAAUCGACUGGUUAAUAAAUGUGUUCGUCAUUAACUAUAAUAUUUAUCAACUAAUUAACCAUCGUGCUUACCAAAUUUGAAUUUCAUUAUAUAAUUAAUCAUUACUAAAAGUAAAGAAGAAAUAAUGGAAGGAGAGGAAGAGCGCAAUACAAGGUUUCAAUACAUAGAUUGUGGAUCGAAAGGAGAACACACGGCCCUUCACAAACUUAGCUUUCUUUGUCCGAAUUUUUUUCAUCUCUAUCAUGUAUAUAUUGAUCUUUAAACAUUUAUCAAAGAAACCAGAAGUAGUCUCCUUUUAAAGAAAAGUAGAGUUAAUUUCUUCAAGCUUGUACCAUUAAAAGAAUUUAAAGCGAGAGAUGGUAAGAAAGAGUGUGAUCCUAGGAUUCUUACUUACUGUUUUAACGACAGUAAUAAAAGCUGAGGAUCCUUACUUAUUUUUUACGUGGAAAGUAACGUAUGGCACGAUUUCGCCCUUCGGAAUUCCUCAGAAAGCUAUUAUGAUCAACGAUAAAUUUCCCGGCCCCAAUCUUAACACAACUACCAACAAUAACAUCGUCAUUAAUGUCAUCAACAAUCUCGACGAGCCUUUCCUCUUCACGUGGAGCGGAAUGCAACAUAGGAAGAAUUCUUGGCAAGACGGCAUGCCGGGAACAACAUGUCCCAUCCCGCCGGGUAAAAACUUUACGUACCAUUUCCAAGCUAAGGACCAGAUCGGUAGUUACUUCUACUACCCAAGUUUAGGUCUUCAACGUGCGGCCGGUGGAUUCGGUGGCCUCCGAAUCAACAGUAGAGCGCUCAUUCCUGUGCCAUAUCCUGAUCCUGAGGAUGACUACACCGUUCUUAUAGGCGAUUGGUACACUAAAACACAUGUAGCUCUAAAGGACAAUCUUGAUAGCGGUCGGUCAAUCGGGCGGCCUGAAGGAGUUUUGAUCAAUGGGAAAGCAGGAAAACCGGAUGGAACCGGUGAACCGAUUUUCACGAUGAAACCGGGAAAAACAUACAAAUAUAGGAUUUGCAAUGUGGGUUUGAAGAUGGCGUUAAAUUUUAGGAUUCAGAACCAUAAGAUAAAGCUUGUUGAGUUAGAAGGAUCUCACACUCUGCAAAACUUAUAUGACUCACUUGAUCUUCAUGUUGGUCAGUGUUUUGGUGUUCUUGUGACCGCUGAUCAAGAACCUAAAGACUAUUACAUGGUGGCCUCCACACGGUUCCUCAAAACCGUCCUCACGUCCACAGCUCUUCUCCGCUAUGAGGGAGGCAAAGGUGCAGCAUCUCCAGAGCUUCCUAAACCUCCGGUGGGUUGGGCCUGGUCACUAAACCAAUUCCGAUCAUUCAGAUGGAACCUAACCGCAAGUGCAGCAAGACCAAACCCUCAAGGCUCAUACCACUACGGUAAAAUCAACAUCACACGGUCCAUAAAACUAGUCAACACCGUAGGGAAAAUAGAGGGAAAGAAGCUCAGGUACGCGCUUAGCGGAGUGUCACACGUGGAAACCGAAACGCCGAUUAAGCUGGCUCAGUAUUUUGGUGUAGCCGACAAGGUGUUCAAGUACGAUACUAUUAAGGACGAGCCGACCAAGGUUGACACUAGUAAUAUUUUGGUGCAGCCAAACGUUUUGAACAUCGAGCACCGUUCAUUCGUGGAGAUUGUGUUCGAAAAUCAGGAAAGGACUACACAGUCUUGGCAUCUUGAUGGAUACUCUUUCUUUGCUGUCGCGGUUGAGCCAGGGAAGUGGACGCCGGCGAAGAGGAAGAACUAUAAUCUAUUAGACGCAGUAUACCGACACACAAUCCAAGUUUAUCCCAAAUGUUGGGGAGCCAUCUUAUUGACUUUCGACAACUGUGGCAUGUGGAAUAUUCGGUCUGAGAUUCUCGAGAAACGUUACUUAGGUCAACAGCUUUAUGUUAAUGUCGGCCCGCCAGAACUAUCCCAGAGGGAUGAGUACAGCUUUCCAGCAAACGGUCUCCGUUGUGGCAUUAUCCAGGGCUUGCCUGAUCCUCAGCCUCCCAGAGACUCGCUUUAAUUUGGUUUGGCGUGGUUCAGCCUGGAGACUUGUAGCUCAAGGUUUUUUACAUUCUUAUAUACGUAUGUCCUUACAAUUUGGUUUCUGUAGGUCGAUGGUGAAAGUGUUAUGAGAUGUCUGUAAUCCAUUACACGUUUAUGAUGCAUGCUAUUUUUCUGAUUUGUUUAAGCCAGACGUUGCGCUGAAUUCGAAUAUAGAAGUGAUAUGCUUUUGAAGCAUGGUAAACAUAUACGUCAAUUGGGCAUAUUCAACAACAUUACGAACUAUUCUAUAAGAGCAACCAUAUUUCAUACGGAGGUUCUGGAAAAAUAAUAUUCGUAUUUAGAUAAUAAAUGAAUUACUGAAAUAUAUUUUAUUUUUGCAAUUUGCAAAAAAAAAAAAAAAAAAAAAAGAGCCAUUUAAAGGUUUGCAUGUGAUAUGAAAA